Cebus imitator (Panamanian white-faced capuchin) is the source of this 5793-nucleotide messenger RNA. RefSeq names its product leucine rich repeat containing 9 (gene LRRC9). Lineage: Eukaryota; Metazoa; Chordata; Mammalia; Primates; Cebidae. The record is from RefSeq and is a predicted model, not a curated record. The coding region runs from base 354 to 4781 and encodes 1475 amino acids. The transcript is spliced from 34 exons. Gene Ontology annotation, molecular function: protein binding.
UCCCCCUCCUCACCCGGAGGUCGCCUGAGGCGGAGAGCAGGUUACCUCGGCAACCGCGCCAGGCAGUCUGUACACACCAGGCCCGGGGCGGGAGAGGGUUUCCUGCCUGCUGCUGCAAGACAGGGAUCGGGAAGUCGGAGUGGACUCUGACUUGAAUCGGAUUGCCCCGGAAUCCAUCCAGUCUCUGUGAUAAGUCUAAGUAUACUUAGAGAAGUGUGUUCACUUUUAGACACAGCAGUGUAAUACAAAGGACAACCAGAGCCUGUUCAAAGAAACAUGAGUAUCUAGUGAGAGAACUAACAACUUAAACUGGGAAUAAGUUAUAAUAUUAUGAUCAUUAUUUUUAAUGGAAGAUGAUUGAAAGUGAAAACCUAAACCAAGAAGAAAUAAUUAAAGAACUGUGUUUGUGCAAUGGCUUAUCUUAUGAGAUGGUUCGACAAGAAGGAUCAGAUACAUCAAAGUUGGAAAUGUUUUUCUCAGGGUAUCCACAUAUAGUCGGACUAUCAUUAUUUCCUAAUUUAACAAGUCUUACAAUUGUUGCUCAAGAUAUAAAAGAAAUUUCUGGAUUAGAGACUUGUUUACAACUUAAAGAACUUUGGAUUGCUGAGUGCUGCAUAGAGAAAAUUGAAGGUCUUCAAGAAUGUAGAAAUUUGGAGAAACUAUAUUUAUAUUUUAAUAAAAUUUCCAAAAUAGAAAAUUUAGAGAAAUUAAUCAAAUUGAAGAUUCUUUGGCUGAAUCACAAUACAAUUAAAAAUAUUGAGGGUUUGCAAACAUUGAAGAAUUUAAAAGAUCUCAACCUUGCUGGAAAUCUAAUAAACAGCAUUGGUCGAUGUCUUGACCCCAAUGAACAAUUGGAAAGAUUAAACCUUUCUGGUAACCAAAUAUGUUGUUUCAAGGAGCUCACGAACUUAACCAGGCUACCUUGCUUAAAGGAUUUAUGUCUGAAUGACCCUCAAUAUAAAACCAAUCCAGUUUGUCUUCUGUGUAAUUAUUCCACACAUAUAUUAUAUCAUUUGCCUUGCCUUCAAAGAUUUGACACGUUGGAUGUGUCAGCAAAGCAAAUCAAGGAACUGGCAGAUUCCACAGCAAUGAAAAAAAUAAUGUAUUACAAUAUGCGUAUAAAAACUGUUCAGAGGCAUCUUAGUGAAGACCUUGAAAAACUGAAUGAUCGAAAAUGCAAAUUACAAAAGUUGCCAGAAGAACGAAUAAAAUUAUUCAGCUUUGUGAAAAAAACUUUGGAACGAGAACUAGCUGAACUCAAGGGCUUGGGCAAAGGGCACGGUGAUGGAUCCAAUAACAGUAAAGUAAAUGAUCCUGAAACAUCGAAGAGUAGUGAAACUGUCACUGGAGAACCAAGUCUUCAGCAGAAGAUAUUGACCAAACUAAAUGCCUUGAAUGAAAGGGUAACAUUCUGGAACAAAAAACUAGAUGAAAUUGAAGCCGUUUAUCAUAUUGAAGUAAAACAAAAGAAGAAAAGUCAUGGCUUAUUGAUCCCAUUUUUGUUAAUUGAGUUAGAGACUGUGGGAAAUUUCCAUUUUGAAGAAGGCACUCAAUCCGAUGACUGGUUUAAUUUCUGCUAUGAAUUAAUUCUAUCACGUUUUUGUGCCUGGGACUUCAGAACAUAUGGUAUUACAGGAGUAAAAGUAAAACGUGUCAUUAAAGUUAACAACCGCAUUCUGAGACUAAAAUUUGAAGAGAAAUUUCAAAAGUUUUUGGAGAAUGAAGAUAUGCAUGAUUCAGAGAGCCACCGAAGAAUGCUGGAAUGCCUUUUUUAUGUUUUUGAUCCUGAAGUUACAGUGAAGAAAGAGAAUCUGCUACAAAUACUUGAAAAAGGAUUCAAAGAAAGUGAAACAAGCAAGCUGCCUCUCAGAAAAGAAGCUGUCAUUCUUUCUAACAGUCUAAGUAUAAGUGAGUGUCCCAGAAUUGAAUUUUUACAGCAAAAGCACAAAGACGAGAAGAAACACUCUCUUAAGCAUGAGCUCUUCAGGCAUGGCAUCCUCCUCAUUACAAAAGUUUUCCUUGGCCAGAGUGUUCAAGCCCACGAAAAAAAAUCCAUCAGUCAAUCCAACUAUCCAUUGGUUAAUUCAGUGUUCAUUCCUCGAAAAUAUUUACUAAAUUCUGUCAUGGGACAAAGAAACUGUGAUUGCAGUGUUCGGCAGUACAAGUGGUUUGUCUUUGAUCAUGACCUUGUUUUGCCAGAAUACGUUGUUGAAUUUGAGUAUAUUACAAUGGUCAAGGCGGACUCUUUAUUUUCUGUGUUCAACAAUGUUAUUCUACAGGAAAGCAAAAAAAAAUCAGAAGGAUCAGUAUUUUCCAAGGAUUUGAAAUUUGAUGAUGAAGUAAUAAAAAUGGAGCCCAGGAUCAAGGCCCGACCAAAACUGAUUAGUUUAGAUGACAAAACAAUAUUUUCCCUUGCAAAGACUAGCAUUUACAGUCAUAUUGUGAGUCUGAAUCUGCAUGGAAACAGCUUGAGUAAAUUGAGAGAUCUCUCCAAGUUAACAGGACUUCGAAAACUAAACAUUAGCUUUAAUGAAUUUACCUGUUUAGAUGAUGUAUACCACUUGUAUAACCUUGAAUAUUUGGAUGCAAGCCAUAACCAUGUGAUAACUCUUGAGGGAUUUAGAGGUCUGAUGAAACUGAAGCACUUAGACUUGAGCUGGAAUCAACUGAAAAAAUCUGGCGAUGAAAUAAAUACGUUAUGCAAACAUAUCACAAGCCUUCUUACACUUAAUAUUCAACAUAAUCCAUGGCAAAAGCCAGCCACAUUGAGACUGAGUGUUAUUGGCAGAUUAAAGACUCUUACCCAUUUAAAUGGAGUCUUCAUUUCUGAAGAAGAAGCAACAGCAGCUAUGAAAUUUAUUGCUGGAACAAGGAUAACUCAGUUAUCUCUCUUACGGCAUUCUAGUACUAAAGAGGAGAGACCACGGAUACUUAGUAUAUGGCCUUCUGCCAAAAUUCUGACGCAGAUUUCAAAGUUAGGACCUCAUUUACAUCCAAGUGGAAACUGGUACUUGAAGAUAACUGCCUUAAAUUUAGAUGGACAACAUCUUUUUGAAAUCACAAAUUUAGAAAAAUUGGAAAAUUUGAAAUGGGCAUCAUUCAGCAAUAAUAAUCUCACUAAAAUGGAGGGCCUGGAAUCCUGUAUUAACCUGGAAGAGCUCAUACUAGAUGGAAAUUGCAUCUCAAAGAUAGAAGGUAUUUCCAAGAUGACUAAAUUAACUCGCCUCAGCAUAAAUAAUAAUCUUCUCACUGGUUUGGAACAGCAUACUUUUGAUAAUAUGCUUCAUCUUCACUCCCUUUCUCUUGAGAACAACAGAAUCACUUCAUUGAGUGGUUUACAAAAAUCUUUUACUCUUGUUGAAUUAUAUAUAAGCAAUAACUAUAUUGCUGUCAAUCAGGAGAUGUAUAAUUUAAAGGGUUUAUGCAACUUGGUCAUUCUAGACAUGUAUGGAAACAUUAUUGUGUGGAAUCAGGAAAACUACCGGUUGUUUGUAAUAUUUCAUCUUCCAGAACUGAAAGCUUUGGAUGGAAUACCAAUUGAACCACCAGAGACUGAGAGUGCAAAAGAUUUGUUUGGUGGUAGACUUACUUCUGACAUGAUUGCAGAACAACAAGGACAUUCCAACUUCACCCAAAUGCAAGAACUAAAUUGGACUUCAUCAUCCAUUAGACAUUACCUGUUUUUCCUUUCCUUUUCCAUCCCUAACCACUUCCUGGUCUUAUGCCUCAACUAUAAUCAUAUUGAAUCAAUCAUGCCCAGACUAAAGCCUCAGACUCACUUAACCAAUAGACAACUACUGUACCAGAAAGUGCCUUCAAGUGGCUAUGGACAGCAAGGAAUUUCAAAAACAAACAGAGAUACAAUGAGCAGUGAAAAUUUGCCUCCUAUAAUGCACAGUUUAGAAGUUCUUCAUUUGGGCUACAAUGGAAUUUGUAAUUUGAUCCAGCUACAACUUAACAGACUAAGAAAUUUAAAAUUCCUCUUUCUACAGGGUAAUGAAAUCAGUCAAGUUGAAGGGCUUGACAACUUAGUAGUCCUUCAGGAAUUGGUAGUGGACCAUAACCGUAUCCGAGCAUUUAAUGACAGUGCUUUUGCCAAACCGAGUUCUUUGUUGGCACUUCACUUGGAAGAAAACAGACUACGAGAGCUGGGCAAAUUACAAUCUUUGGUAAAACUAGAGAAACUCUUCCUAGGAUACAAUAAAAUCCAGGAUAUCACAGAACUGGAAAAACUUGAUGUUAUCCCUUCUCUCAGAGAGCUUACAGUGUAUGGCAAUCCAAUUUGUAGAAAAAUGCUACAUCGCCACAUGCUCAUAUUUCGACUGCCUAACUUACAGAUGUUAGAUAAAAUUCCUGUGAAUUCAGAUGAUAGAGCAAAAGCUGAAUUUCACCUCGCUGAACUACAAGCAAAGAAGAAUUCGCUUAUUCCUGUUACCAACUCUCCUAUGGAUGGCAGAUCAUUUGGCCAAGUGAAAACUUCUCCCAUAAAGAUAACAAAUGUGAUUCUGCCUGGUGGAUUCAGCCAUUACUUGGGAUCUGACAUCACUUUAACUCCUGAAGUUGAAGUUUCAGACAGAAAAAACAAGAAUGCUGGGAUUCUGACAAAUAAUUCUUGGAGCAUCCAUGCAGAAAUAGCUUUUCAGCAACUGAGAGGGAUAAGUAUCUCUCCAUUUCUUUUUUCACACCAGAAUAUUGCAUCUCCAACUGCACAAAUAUACCAGAGCAACCAAGAAGAGAGAAGAAUUUCUGGGAGCAACUUUCCAAGAUCAAAUCGAAUGUAACUGCAUAUAGAGAAAUGAGCAUACACCAAGAAACUUACCUCUGUUUAGUAGUUGUGCAAAAACUAGCAGACAGUGGUGAGUGGAAAACAACAACAACAAAAAGAUAAUCAUGUUACUUAAGUUACUGAAACACUUCAGUUCCAUAUGAAAAUAAUCACUCUUGUGAACCUGAUUUAAUAUCACCUCUUAAACUUUCUUUAUAGUUAUCUUUAGUUAUUUGUUUGAAUUUCUAUAUUAUAAAAAUCAUGAACUAUUAUAUCAGACAACAAUUUGAAAAGAUAAAAGUGGCAUGAAACAAAGUCCAGAGAAUUGAAUGCUUAGUUCUGGUAUUAGAAACAUUUAGUAUAAAUUCAGUAGAAACAUUUAUGUAUAAAUUUAGUCAUUAUGGCAUGUCAUAGGAAGAUAUUAAGAAAAGACAACUUCAGGAAAUAAGCAUAUUUUCAUUUGUAGAAUAUUCAUUUGGGAUUACAUAAAACUAAAGCACAUUUCUUACCCAACAUAACUAUUACUAAAGCAAGAUGAGUUCUGCUAGUUGAACUACAGAUUGGUUUUUAGGACUGUAUUUAAAAAAAAAAAAAUUCCCUCAAAUCAGAUCUGCCCUCAGAAUUGCUUAGAGAUGCAAAUUGUGGGCAUCAAUAGUAGUUUUUAAAUGUGGCUAACUGUGGGUGCAGCCAGUCUUUCAUACUCUAAGAAUAAAAAGAGUCUGAUUUAGUAUACAAAUCAUUAAUUACACCUACAGUGAUAUAAUUUUACAAGUAGUUUCAGGCUGAAGAGAACACAUGUUCAAACUGAGUGGACACACUUAAAAAUAUAACCUUAAAUAAUUAUAUUUCACUGAAAAGAAUUUUUCUAAACUAUUACAUUGUAUAGUACUAGGACAUGUCACAAAUCCAUCAAAUGUGGUUUUGAAUUUGCUUGUUAUUUAAAGAUAACUAAAUUGCCAGUCAUAUUUUGAUAUAAAUGAGCUCCAUGAUCCAUGAAGUAUUCUAUUUAAAAUUUUAAAGUUAUUGGU